Carya illinoinensis is the source of this 1296-nucleotide messenger RNA. Its product is annotated as ethylene-response factor C3. Gene Ontology annotation, molecular function: DNA-binding transcription factor activity; DNA binding. Gene Ontology annotation, biological process: ethylene-activated signaling pathway; regulation of DNA-templated transcription. The record is from RefSeq and is a predicted model, not a curated record. The transcript has a single exon. Bases 314 to 1180 code for a protein of 288 amino acids. Lineage: Eukaryota; Viridiplantae; Streptophyta; Magnoliopsida; Fagales; Juglandaceae.
UAUGUAAAUGAUCAUGAAUUGUAGGAAGGUUUUCCACUCAAUAAUACAAAGUGCGUAGAAUCUACAUAGUAGAUUAAGCCCAUUCAAUGAUUACAACAACCACACAUGUCAACAUAUAAUAUUCAACCUGACUAUUUUCUUAGCUUUCAAAUCCUAUUAUCCUCCUUGAUUUUCGCUAUCAGUGGAUGAAACCUCAAGUUUCCAACUUGGUUCCGGUUGAUGAAAUAUGAGCUGUUCAGAUCACGCGUAGUGCUCUAACACUUUAUAUUUCUCUGUCCUGAAACUCCCCUCCCGCCUCUUGAUCUCCACUUCUAUGUGGGUUUUGGAGACAAAGCUUGUAGUUGGAAAUAUGGCUAAGAAUGGUGAAGACCCUCCAGCAUCCGCAGGAAUUCUAGAGAACGUGUGGGCGAGCUUUAUUGGUGGGGAUGGAGCAUGUGGGGGAUCAAGAUUAUAUACAGCAGAAAUGUCCAGAUCCUGGGAAGAACUACCUUGUUUUGGUGGGAAAGAAGUCUCGAUGGAAACUAAUCUACCGAGUCUAGGAAGAUGGAUAUCAAUGGGAGCCGAGGCCUGGGAAGAGCUCCUCCACGGUGUUAUCCCUGCAAGCGAUAUGGAACUGUCCUGUAACGAGAAUUUACAGAGCAAUGGUGACCAGAGUUCGUGCUUACAGAAGACUAAUGCCAGAGCAGAAAAAGUGGUUGCACGCCACUAUCGGGGAGUAAGGAGGCGGCCCUGGGGGAAGUAUGCUGCGGAGAUUAGAGACUCUUCAAGAAAAGGAGCUCGACUUUGGCUUGGAACUUUUGACACUGCAGAAGAAGCAGCUUUGGCCUAUGACAAGGCGGCUUUGAGAAUUCGAGGGCGCAAGGCAUUUCUUAACUUCCCACUUGAGACGGUUGCUAACCCUUCAGGACUUGAUAACUCUGGAAAUGAUGUGAACUGUCCUUCCUUAAAGAAUCAAGGAGAGAACCCAGAUUGCACCUUUCUUGGGUGCAAUACGGAGAAAGUCUGCAACCCUCGAAAGAGGGCAUUGAGAGAGUGGGAAGAAGAUAUUGACAUGACGAUUGAACAACCCUCGUUGAAGAAAACAACGGGCAUGGAAAAGAUACCUGGGAAUGAAUUUGGUGUUCUUGAGUUUCAGGACCUAGGGAGUGAUUACUUGGACAGUUUGCUGUCUUCUUUUUGACAAAAUGCUGGAUGAGAUAUGCACAGACAAUUCUAGGAGAAAGGAAAGAUUAAUCUGAGUUACUAAUAUGUUUGUAGAACACUCGUAUAUGCAUCUAGAUGACAUUGUUUGCAGGA